AUGGAUCACCGUGGUUCCUUCUUCUUCCUCCUGGUCAUAUUCUAUCUUCUCCUUAGCUCCCAAUCUCAUCCGCCCCUGAUUAUUCAGGAUCGAGAACACCAGCGGGAGCUUGCAAGGGAACGCGAUGCCCUGGGCUUGCUGAAUGAGUCCAAGUACGGGGACUUUGACCCGCAAGCUGACCAAUGGCUUCCCUUCCGUGGAGUAAGGAAGAAUGAUAGUUAUGCCUGGGACCUCCUCAUAGAUGUCCAGGAUAGGGCCCGUUAUCAACUGCAGACCGCCAUUUCGAAUGCGGGACUGGAGCCUCCGAGGGGCCUCCUAGACCCAAAGCUCCAGGACUCAAACGCGCCUCCCACCCUGAAUCUGUCACAGCUGCUACUGCCCGUUUAUCGCAAUUCGACAGGCAAACUGCGAGGGGACUGGGUGCGCCGUAAGCAGAAUACGCUGCACCUCCCACUCAAUACGACGGCUAUUGCAUUAGAAAAUGAAUACUUUACACAUGAAUUUAGUCACAAUGUUACCGGACAGAGUGGGACUUUCUAUCUAGACCUACGGGAGGGAGGUGGUGAGGAGCUUCGCCUUCGCUCUGGCCAUGUACGAGAGAUGCGGGCGUCAUUAGCGGUGGAAAGUGGUGAUUUCUGGGGGAAUACCUGGUACCUGUCCUUAUUUGGGGUGCACUUCCCGGAAACAGGAGGCAUUAUUUUGACUACGACAAGUGAAAAAUUUGGUGGCUUGUUUUCAUUGCCGCAUUUGACGCUCUCUUCCGACUCUUACGACCUCGCUCACAAGCUACUCGUUAAGUCACUCAGCGAUACCCUAUCCGAAAGACACAACCGGCCCCGUACUCUCUUCCCUUGGUCCUCGCUAGUAGGCACUGAGCAGGUGGAAUUCCCUGCACCAAAAUGCGAGCACAUCGUCUACCUGCAGCAGCAUCCUGUUGCCGUUCACGACUACCUUGCGGAUAGACUAGUCAUUGAACAGAUAGAGCAGGAGCUCAGAUUUCCCAUGGGAGCCCCCAUCCCAUCCCCUCCACCUAUGGUCAUGUCGGCCGUAGUGUUCUCUCCCGACUGCGGGUACAUCCUCGAGACCAAGGGGGCGCCGGAUUACCCUCCCACUGAAGCACUGUACCUUUCAGGGCCAAAGUUAGAGGAAUUUGGUAAAUAUUCUUCGCGCAUAAUUUUUAUACUGGCUGGCGUCUCGGUCGCGCAGAUUGCGCUCCUCUUGCGGCAGGUCAAGGAAGCUUCUACACCCUCUACCAGGAGUCGCAUCAGCUUCUUUACGAUUGCUCUGAUGGCAUUCGGCGAUGCGUUUGUGCUCGUCUUCAUUCUUCUAGAGCUGUACCCGGCAGUAUCGUUCCUAGUAAUGACUACUGCAUCGUUCCUCACUUUCCUCUCGGUCAGUUACAUCGGAAUGAAAUUCAUGAUGGAGAUCUGGGCUGUCCAGGCCCCCGAACGGAGAGAGCAAGAUCGUCGGUCAAUUCCCCAGGCGAAUGGACGCCCCGGGAGUUUACCGCCCCCUGUCACGGCAGGACGCAUUGAGGACAUAGGUGCAACGCCAGUUAUUCUGACGCCAGAUCAGGACCCUCCUGACGACGAAGAGGAUACGCCUCCAACCCGCGGUGCGACACCUACUGCGCGGGAAACCCGCAGUGACGUCGGAGCCAUGUACGCACGGUUCUAUUUCAUUUUGUUCGUGAUGCUCAUUAUCUCCAUUUGGUCGUUCCUUUGGCCAAAUCGACUUGGAAAGCUAUACGCCCGAACUCUUGGAUUUAUUUACCUAUCAUUCUGGACCCCCCAGAUUUAUCGCAAUGCCAUGCGCAACUGCCGCAAGGCCCUGCGAUGGGAGUUUGUGGUCUGUCAGAGCUUCCUUCGACUGUUCCCAUUUAUGUAUUUCUUGACCGUGCCGGGCAACGUGUUGUUUGUUCGGCCGGACACCACGGCUGCUCUUGCUCUGGCUGGAUGGGUGUGGAUACAAGUCUGGGUCUUGGCCAGCCAGGACUUUCUCGGUCCGCGUUUCUUUGUUCCUCGGGGCUGGGCACCCCCUGCGUACGACUAUCAUCCUGUUAUGCGCGAUGCUUCUGAAUCCGGAGAGGACUUGGAAUCCGGCGGAGUCUUACCGGUUGGGGCUUUACGAGCCGACGAGAGGGACUCUCCCAGCGAUAGCAAAGAUCAUGACAAGCAGCGACCAAAAGAUAAAAAGAAAGCGAUUUUCGACUGUGCCAUUUGCAUGCAGGACAUCGAAGUACCCCUCCUGCCGGCUCCGGGGGCUGCGGGAAGCAAUAGCGUGGCAGACGGGGCUGCCAACAUCCUCAGUCGCCGAGCAUACAUGGUGACCCCCUGCCGACAUAUCUUCCACAGUACUUGUCUGGAGAGCUGGAUGAGGCUAAGGCUGCAAUGCCCUAUCUGUCGAGAGUCCAUACCUCCUGUAUAG
Molecule: messenger RNA, 2427 nt
Organism: Aspergillus tanneri
Lineage: Eukaryota; Fungi; Ascomycota; Eurotiomycetes; Eurotiales; Aspergillaceae
Gene: dscA
Product: ubiquitin-protein ligase dscA
Exons: 1
Coding region: 1-2427 (808 amino acids)
Source: RefSeq, a predicted model, not a curated record